UAACAAACUCUGUUAAUUUGUGAACAAAUUUCAAUAUUCUACACAUUAAUUGUUAAUUAUAUUUGCAGUGUAUUUUGACAAAGACAACCGAGGAAGUAUAAUUCAAGUAGGGAUAGCCUUGUCGAAUUAUGAGCUGGUUAUAAUUUUCGAAAGCUCUGUCAACUAUAAAGUUCCUGGUGUAUAAUUUCCUCUUUUAGGUGAAACUAUAGUAUAACAAGUUCUUAUUCUACAUACAUAAAUCCGUAAAUAAUUAGUUGUAUUUGCUCCAAGAAUGGCAUCAACGGGCAGUAGGGAGAUACAGGAGGAUAUAGUCGGCCCUUUGAUGGAUAUGAUGGGCAGCUUAUCGGAAGGAAUGCGGAAGAAUCUUUCUAAGGAGGUUUCAAGCAUCAACAGAAGGCUAGACGAAUUAAGUAACAAAGUUGACUAUCUGAUCAGCCGAACGGAUGGUAACAACUUUAGAACUAAAGGUAAUCACAAGUUUGUAUCAGAACAGUCUGUUUUAACAAGAGCAGCUACCCCUACCAUGCCCUCUGAACCAGAGGUAGAAAAGUUACUUUCAAGCAAAUCUGAAAACCGCGAGUCAACUGAGUCAGAGGAUUACAGUAUUGUAACAGGAAGAUCGCCCACCGAAUUUGAUAGAAAGUUUGAUAGAGGGCGAUCACUUCCAGAUAAAGCACAGGAGAAGCUUCCUGAAGAUAAACAUAAUGUUGAAACAACAGGAUUCAAUAAACAAAGUUUACAUAAUAAGCCAGAAGAGAAAAGAGUCACAGUAGAAGCGGCUCUGAAUGACGACGCAAAUGGAAAAGAAAACACAGCCGUUUCAAAAAUGCCAGUCGAUAAGAAAUUACCUAAGCCUGAGCCUCAAACAGAAAUAGAUGGAUAUGCAGAUGGAAGCGAUCCAGAAAAUGAAAAAGUUGAAAGGGACAAAAGACCAAAGGAUGUAUUGGAACCAAGUAUGAGAGGAAAACCUGCGCAAAAGCAAAAAAUAGACAAACGUUUUGAAUCCAACCGUAAACCUGUGGACACAACCUCUCCAGACCAGUCUUUAUCCGGACGAAAACGGCGGGGGUUGUUCAACUUUGGAAACAUAGGUGUGCACAAACGGCCACAAAGCCCACCACCAACAAGUGAUAACAAACAUAAUGUAUGCUACACAAAGUUCAAGAAGACGAGAACAGAGUUCACUACAGACAACAGGGCAAAGUAUCUGAAAAACGCUUUCAACAUAACAGAAACUAAUAUUCUAGAGCGAGAUCAACAAACACCAGAUAAGGCAGACAUUGAUACAAACCUACCGUACAAAAAGAUGAGUUGGGACCAAAAUCAGAAGGAUGACACGUUAUCAAAGGGAACAACAGAUGAAGUAGCCAAUAAAUCCAUACCUGCAAUGGCCACUUAUCCUGGACAAAGUCAGAAAAUUGGUGAAAAGUCGAAAAACCAGCAGCCGGCACCGUCAGGAUUUAAGAAUGAGCAUGGUGACGACGAUAAUAGAUUUAUAGCUGCAGCUCAUGACGAAAGACCGCAUGCUUCAGUUAUGCGCAGGGGUUUCGAUUUGUCUAACUUAAAGCUGGUGAAGAACGGACCACGACGCCCUGUUAAUGGUACAGGCACGAGCUCAAGACGGCCUGAUGGUGGAGCAACAGAGCUAUUACAGCUUCCAGAAAAGAGUCUGAUGCAAGAAGAUAAUGGAAGCGGGAAACUGGUUUCUGAUGAUGUUUUGUAUUCCUUAAUUGAACAGGAGAGAUUGUCAGCUGGAGAAUGCAGUGAUAUAAAAUCACACGGUAUUGACACUGUGAUUUGUUUAGACACGUCAUCAAGUAUGGCCGGGAAGCCGCUUACCACGGCUAUUCACACAGUCACGAAGAUUCUUGAUGGAUUUGAAACGAAUGCAAUCUACCACGAUCUUGAGGAGAACGUUGCUUUAGUAACAUUUGGAAAUGAGAAUAAAAUACGUUGUCAUUUAACAAACGACUAUGGUGUGAUAAGAGAAGGACUAGAAAAUAUUACUGCUGGUGGCCCUUCACCGCUAUGGUUAGGCCUUGCUCUUUCGCUUGCUGAAAUUAAAGAGAGAGGCGGGGCGUGUAUAAUGGACCCAACAACUGUACUUCCAAGAAUCAUUCUUAUCACAGAUGGAUUUGCCUCGCGUAAGAAUCUUCUCGUCGGAGAAGAUAGUUCUGUAGUCGACGACCAGGUGAUUCGAGAGAUUCUGUCCUUGAUGAGCACGUGUACAUCUUUCACAAGUUACAUGGAGUGUAUAAUACCAAGUCCAUGCCACGAGGAGUUUCUGAGCAGCCUUACCAACGGUAGAAUGUACACUACAGACGACUUAGAACAUGUGGUUGAGUUUUUCCGAGUUCAGGAGAAAGCAAAUGAUAUUGUAAAGAAAGUCUCAAGUGGAGAGAUGGAUCGUAGUGAAAUAGGGGAAGCGAUAAAUACCAGCAAACUGGGCGAGAAAGGAAAGGACGAUUUGAAGAAAAUGCUAUCAGAAGGCUUAUCGUCUGAUGUGUGUGAAGAUGUGCGUGAAAAUGAGCAUUCUAACACCUGUAAGUGAGUAACGAGGGUGAAAAGUUUCUUGACCUCGAGU
Molecule: messenger RNA, 2584 nt
Organism: Mercenaria mercenaria
Lineage: Eukaryota; Metazoa; Mollusca; Bivalvia; Venerida; Veneridae
Exons: 13
Coding region: 272-2551 (759 amino acids)
Source: RefSeq, a predicted model, not a curated record